Messenger RNA from Puccinia graminis f. sp. tritici CRL 75-36-700-3, 2224 nucleotides. RefSeq lists its product as uncharacterized. Gene Ontology annotation, molecular function: potassium ion transmembrane transporter activity. The record is from RefSeq and is a predicted model, not a curated record. Gene Ontology annotation, biological process: potassium ion transmembrane transport. Bases 176 to 1885 code for a protein of 569 amino acids. Lineage: Eukaryota; Fungi; Basidiomycota; Pucciniomycetes; Pucciniales; Pucciniaceae. Gene Ontology annotation, cellular component: plasma membrane. The transcript has 6 exons.
UCCCGGUAGAAGGGAAUCAAACAUAUCAACACAAGUGAAAGACAAGCUGCCAGAAGAAGAAGAAGAAAAAGAAAAAAGGUACAUUUCGAAGCCCACACUCCCUCUAAGAGUCUUAAAUUCCAAUCAUUCUUGAUCACUUCAGCAAUCCGCUUCAAGCUUCAAUCGCGACACCCCAAUGUGUUGCAGUGGGCCACAAUGGAAACGAGAAGAGGUGCCAGAUCACAAAUGGGACUUUGUCGACGUUCGAGAGUUUCAUACUUCGGGUCUUAUGAGUUAUUUUCAGUAUUCCUUCCUAUACGUCCUAGUCAUCAAAUCAGUUUUGGUUUAUGCCUCGGAUAUCUAUACGAUGGUGCUUUUACUCGCUUCAAAUCAUUGGGCAGGUUCGAUCUUAGAGAGCUCAGCCGGACGUAGCGCAAUGAACGUACCCUUCAAAGUCGGAAAGUGGAUCUUCUUUGGUUGUAUCAUCUUCUCGUUCCUCUUGCUCUUUUGGGAAGCGAAGAAGAGUAGGGCAAUCAUCAAAAGUCGUGAUAUUAGUUAUGCUUUCACCAACGUCAUGGCUAAUAACUACUAUUCCAUGAAAUCCUACGAUCAUUUUUGCUUUUUCUCCCAGAUUAACAAUUCCAAAAAGAAAAAGGACGACUUUGCAUUCUUUGUCUUCUUCACUUUCAAGGGGUGGAAGAGACUAUUAUUGGCCGAUGCACCUCGACAAGUAAUCAAUGGAAUCACUCUUUACUCCUUCGCCAGGUCCGUUAAUUUUACGACUGAUAUCUCGAAGUGGUAUGAGGGAAGCUUCGCCAAGGCUUCUGUCCUGCUCUCCAUGGCCUUUACCGUCACCAUUUGGGUUGGCUCCUUCUUACUCCUUGUGGCUGCCGCCUUGUUGUAUGUUCCUCUUUUGUGCUAUAUACAAGGCAACUUGAAAGAAUACUGCUGUCACAAGGUAGACAAACGAAUCGCUGAAUUAAUGAAGCGCAAACACCGAAAGCGACUGGCGAAGGAAGCUGCCCUCAUGCGCAAAGAAGCCAUGGGUGAUUAUUCUCAUCUCAAGGACAAGAAGGGACAAUUUAAAGCUGCCCCGCUUCCUCAGCCAACGCUGCCUCAAAUCGGACUUCACGAGCUGAUUAGUGAUACCAAGAGCGAAAGAACGGGGACUGCCAACAGCAUCAGAACCGUCUCACGUGCCGCUCAACACCCCUAUCCAUCAUCACUCAAUCAUCAUUAUCCCGCCAGCAACCCUGGUGGCGGUCUAGGCAUGGCCUACAACGUCGUCAAUCGGUGGCCAAGCGAGCAAGAAUAUAGUGAGAAAGUAGGGUAUGCUGAGAGCAUUGCAUCGACUGGUCGCUUCGUUGCUCAUCAAGCCCCUACGGCCGGUAGUGUGUAUGGUCAUAAUGGCCAGAUCCAUGGAGCGCGCACCCAUCCAUACGGUCUACAUCCUUUGGCCCACCAAUUGCCAUCCGACACCCAUUCCUCGCUGAACCAUGCGCCGUCGUAUUCAAGUGAAGAACAGCAGUAUUAUACCAACGACAGACACGCUGUUACUCGCAGAUCAAUUGCUAUUACCAGUGAUUAUGGGGGUUAUGGCAGUGAAUAUGGCGGUUACGCUCAUGAACCGCCACUACCUACUGGCCAGUACCACAGCGAGGCACCAUACACCGAGUUCGAUUUUGGAUCUCUGCCGAAUCAUCUCGAAUCCGCUUACAAUCCACCCAUCCAGCAUGAGCAUCGUUUCGACUAUCCUGAAGAAGGGCCCCCACUGGUCGAUAGGGAGAUCAUGGAGCUUUACGGUACUGGGGCGCUGGAACGGUUCGAUCAAGCCUCCGAAGCUGCCACGUCGAUACCUCCAGGCCGUUAUCCUCAGCAUACUAACCAUCCUUAUUCCCGAUCGUGACCUUAGGAGCAAUCUCAUCUGUCCACAUCAAACCCCCAGCAUACCAAUCAUUCUUCUCUCCAAGUUUAAACAUUUGGGUGAUCAUCCUCUUCGAUCAAAAUCUCACUACUUGACCUUGUUACCGUGACUCAUUUUUUCCCUUUCUGAUAUAAAUAUAAAGAUGCAUGUAUGGAAAAGCUAAUGUGAACAUUCAAUCAACUAUUUUAUUACUUAUUCAUUCCUUUGACUUGUCCCUUUUAACACAUCCAUUUAAUUUACUUCAUCAAAUUUCUCCCAAGGACAUUACCUGCUAUCUCUCACCGGAUAUCCUUCCCCAUCUUCAUAUUUGAUUUCAAGUAC